Spodoptera frugiperda (fall armyworm) is the source of this 3865-nucleotide messenger RNA. RefSeq names its product protein SPT2 homolog. Gene Ontology annotation, molecular function: histone binding; DNA binding. Bases 156 to 2252 code for a protein of 698 amino acids. Gene Ontology annotation, biological process: regulation of DNA-templated transcription; nucleosome assembly. The record is from RefSeq and is a predicted model, not a curated record. NCBI's taxonomy places the organism in Eukaryota, Metazoa, Arthropoda, Insecta, Lepidoptera, Noctuidae. Gene Ontology annotation, cellular component: nucleolus. The transcript has 8 exons.
CCCUGUCAGUACGUUUCCAGAAAAUGGUGGGAUUGUGUAUCAAAAUCGGGCAUGACACGUAUUUUACGAUUUUUAUAAAAUAAUUUGUGAAAAUUUUGCAAUGUUAUUGUGUUUGUAGAAAGUUUACCUCUACAAAAUAAUUAAAUUCCGAAAACAUGGAGUUUCGUGAGACGUUGUUAGCAGCUCAACGAAAUCAACAACAAAAGUCAUCUGAAAAUGCAUACUAUAAGGCUCGCUUUGACCCGCCCAAGAAAGAGCAGAAGCAGAGGGACAAAUUGUCAGCAAAUAUUCAAAAGUUUUUGGCAAAGAAGGAUGAGGAAGAAAGGCAAAAGAAAAUUGAAGAACAGAGAAAAAGGAAGGAGCUUCUUGCUAUGAGGGACCCUAAAGACUUAAGAAAGAUUCAGAAAACUCUGAAAGUUAUCAAGUCAGCCAAUAAGUCUGUGAUUGCUGAUGCCAUUGAUCGGGAUAACACUGCAGUGACUCGUGAGGGGCCGGACCAGCCUGAUCAAGAUGAUUAUGGCUAUGAGUCCCAGGAAGCAGCAGCUAUUUACGAAAAGAUGAUGGAAAAGUAUAGCAAAAUGCCAGAUGAACCUAAAUUCCCAGUUGGAAACACAUUUGUAAAGAAGGAUCUUAACGGUACAAGAGAGCGUGUUAAACACGCCUUGAGACAUGAAGAUGAUCCUGUACCUCAUAAGCGUCGACGGAAAGGAGAAAAUGGAGAACGAGAUUUAAGUCCACCAACAAAAUACGAGCCUGAAAAAAAAGAAACUAAGCCAGAAAAGCCUAAAUUUCGGAAACCACUUCCUCCUCCUAUGGACUUCAAUCAACUGUUGAAGCUAGCUGAACAAAAGAAGAGUGAACCAAUUGAAAUAGGGAAAAAGAAGGAAGUAGUUGCAGAGAGUGAGGCAGGGCCUGAGAGACUCAUGACCAAGAAACAGAAGAGAGACUAUGAGGAGGAGAUGGCGAGGCGUCAGCGUCGCCUGGAGAGGUUGGAGGCCGAGAGAAAUGGUGGUAAGAAAGUUUCAAGAGAUGAUAGACCAAGGGAUGACAGAUCAAGAGAUGACAGACCAAGGGAUGACAGAUCAAGAGAGUCUGAAAGAGAAAGAAGACCAGAACCAACUGGGUUAGGGCGCAUCCCGAAAGUGUCAGACAAAAUGAACAAUUCAAACUCUAGAAAUGACAGUCCUAGACCAUCCGAUAGAGAGAGAAGUGAAAGGGAGAAAAUAGAGAAACUACAAAAGGAAAGAGACCGAUUAAGACUAGAAAAAGAUAAGGCUGAACGUGAGAAAGAAAGAAUAGACAGAGAGAGACUUGAUAAGCUGAAGGCGGAGAGAGAACGAAUCGAAAGAGACAUAGACAGACUUAACAGAGACAGAGAAAAGUUAGAAAAGGCUAAAUCUAAGUUAGAGAGUAGCAGUAGACCCCCAGAGAAGGGAGUCAAAGGUGUCAACAAACCUGUAGAUAGAUCAAAAUUAAAUUAUAAGGAAGGAAUUAAACAAGAUGUAAAUAAAAACAUAGACUUAAAGAGCCAAAAUACAUACAGGAUAGAUAAGAAUUCUAAUGAAAGGAAAUUAGGAGUACCAGGUAAACAAUCUGAUAGUAAAUUAUUAAAUGGCCACAGCAGCCAGGGUAAACUAGUGCCAAAGCAGAGAGAGCCAGUGCAUCAAAAUGGUUUGAAAGAUAAAGCUUUACUGGCUAAGCAGAGAGCUGCCGAAGGAUCUCAGAAACUGAAUGAUAAGAGGCCGGUAGAUAGCAAAGGAGUGCCUUCUAAAAGACCCGAUGAUAGGAAACUUGGUGCUAACGACAAAGCUGGCCCAAGUAAGCCGAAGAUUGCAAGUACAUUUGAUUUCGAUAAGCACAUUAAUGGGUUGGGUAAGAAUGGUGCGAGGAAGCCUGAUGGUUCGCGGCAGUUCCCGCCAGGCGACGUCAGGAGAAAAGCUAUGGAGAAGAAGAAACGUCGCGCUUUGGACUCGGAUUCAGAGUACGACUCCGAAUUGGAUGACUUCAUUGAUGAUGGCGAUGAUGAAAUGGAUUACUCCAAACACAUCAAGGAGAUCUUCGGAUAUGAUAAAUCCAAGUAUCGAGACAUGGAUGAUGAUGACGAUCCUACCAUGGAGUCCAGUUUCGCGCGACAACAACGCGAAGAGUACAUUAGUAAAAAGAUUGGUAUUAUGGAAGACUUAGAAGACAUGAGGCUGGAAGCUAUGCAGAAGAAAAAAUCUAAGAAAGGUCGACGGAUCAGCGACGACUGACGAAACAACGGCUAACCGGCGAGCAAGCGGCCUGCGAGCAUUAUUCGGAGACAAUCGCUUGCCGACACUUAAUUACAAUACACGGUAUUUAAUUAAACACUAGAUAGUCAUUUAUCGAAUGGGAUCAAUUAAAUUCAAUUGUAAACAAUUAAGUUAGCACCCGAUUGUCUCCCAAUAGCGGACUUAUUUAACUUAGUUACCUGUACAAUAUAAUAAUUUGUUUAUUUGUAUAAAGUGAAUUAGUUUUUGAGUUGUGAAAUAAUAUUAUAGCUUGGUAUGUUAUUUUUUACCGCUUUUAAUCUUAAAUCUUAACAAGCACUGAAUGUAAGUCAGCAAAUUAACUUUUCAAUUUGCUUUCUUGCUUAGUAAAGCAUCACUUAGUUUACCUAUAUCUGCUUACACUACUUUAUAGAACACUUGUGCAAUAGACACUUACCACAAUCAUAGAUAGUUAAGGUUCUUAUGUUUAUAGUUUAUCUAUCAGGUUAAUCUCGGGUUGUUGGACUAUUCUGAGGAAUAGCAAAUGGGUCGUGUCUUCAAUAGGUACAAUAUUUAUACAAAAAUCAAUGUAAUUUCAUGUUAAGUUUAUUGUUCUUGGAUAAAUAUAUGUGAGCAUGUCUGUCAAGGUUGUUACAGUUACUACAAAGAUGUCUAAGUCAUGGCAUAUUAAACCAAACUUUAUUCAAUGAAAUGAUUGUAAAUUAUGUAUUUAUUUAAAAUAACCGUCCAUAAUUUAUUAACGUAUGCUCUUCAUGAUUUACUUCGUUUGUUGCCAUGUCUUAAAACGCGUGAUAGAAAAUUAUAUUGUACCCGUGAGCUACUCUACUGUAUUUGGUACUUCUAGUACUGUUACCACUUUAUUAUUGAGCUUUUUCUUCCACUCGUGGAGUACAGCUAGAAGAAUAUACUUUUAUUUUUGUCGUGUGGCAACCUUGACGACGAUCUCCUAAGACAAGAAUUUUGAAUUUUGAAAAGGCCUGGGUUGAAUUAGUUAACUUCUGAUUUAUAAACGAUUGUGUAUAGUAGAUGAAUUAAUUUAUAUUUUAUUAGAGUAAUCAAAUACUGAAUUAUUUACAUUAAUCAUAGAGACAUUGUUAUUGGGUUGUAGUACCUUAGUUAUGUUUCAUCUACGAAACUUGUUGUUUCACUGUUGUAAGAAAAUCCCAGUUUCAUUAUACCUUAUAGUAUUUUUAAUAAGUUGUUAACUUCUGCAAUAACUUGUAUGUAAAAUCGUAAAUGUUAUACACUGUUUCUCUUGCCCCAAUUUAAAUAUUAUACAUAAACCAGAGAAGAGUAUGUGACACAUUGUGGAAAUAUAUUAUUUCAUAGAUAUAUCUUAAAUGUACUUUAUGAAUGCUUUCUUUAUACAUGUAUUACAUAUUCCACAGUGUGUUGAAUCCACAGAGGCAGUUCAUCUUCAUAUCUCAACAUUCCCUGUGGCUACAUGUGCUUGUUGGAGCGGAUAACUCUGUUUAUAUGUAAUUAAUAAUGUUAAUAUACUUUUAAAAGCAUAAUUUGUAACCUAAACGAAUGUAAAUCUUGUAUACUUUUGUGAUACUGAAGAGCAAAAAAUAACAAAAAUAUAAAUACAUAUUAUAUGAAUAUUUUGAAAA